AUGAAGUUCGAAUACAACGAGCACAUAGUGCAUUUAUUGUUAAACCAUAUUACAAAUUACAAAAAAAAAGGUCUUGAUGGUAUUACAAAUCAUGAAGUAAGUCAGAUGCAUUUACAAUCAAUAAGUACAACAAGUGCAGAGCUAACAAAAAACGAUAAUAAUACAAUAAUUGGAAAAAUUAAUGCAAUAAACAUGAAUAAUUGUACAUUAAAUUAUCUACGUGCAUUGGCACGAACAUUUUUAUUUAUGUUAACCCAAGAAUUUGCAUUAAAUAAUUUCGAAGAUCUCAUCAAAUUACAAGCUAGAAAUUUGGCAGAACCAAUAACAAAGUGGUUAUCAGUUUCAAACAACAAACAACGAUAUUGGAGUGGGGAAAGUCGGGCUGAAUGGUUGCUCAGUGUUAAAUCAUAUUUAUGGAAAAAGCAAUUAAAUGAAUUAAAAAAUACAAACUUUUUAACAGUUAUGCUUGAUGAAACAACUGGUAUCAACAAUUUAAAACAACUUGUUAUUUGUCUUCGUUUUUUUAAUACAGCAACGUCAUCAAUAGUCGAACAAAUUUUUCGUUUAACACCUAUCGAAUCUCAAACUGGAGAGAAUUUAUACAACAAAUUAUCGGAAUUUUUGACAAACAUUCAAAAUGAAUUAGAGAAAGAAUUUAUAAUUGUAUGUCAAUGCUACGACGGAGCUUCAGCUCUUCGUUUUCAAUUACAAGGACAUUUUCGUGCUAAAUGGUGUGCAUUUGCUAUUUACUUAUAUUGUCGAUCACAUCUUCUCAAUUUAUGUGUUAAAGACGCAAUUGGUUCCAUAUCACCGGAUCGAAAAAUUUUAAAAGCUUGUUUGGUCAAAACCGAUUGCAGAUUCGUCUUCUCCAUGGUUGAUUAUGCGGUACGCGAUAACUUCUGGAUCGGGGUACUUUAG
This is a messenger RNA of Didymodactylos carnosus, 918 nucleotides long. The record is from the annotation of a GenBank genome assembly. Lineage: Eukaryota; Metazoa; Rotifera; Eurotatoria; Philodinida; Philodinidae.